AUGGAUAACCCAAAACCAUAUCGUAAAAUAUUGCGUUCGCCAUCAGUAAAGAGAAGAAGCAAAACCUCCCCUGUAAAUCAGAGAGUGCAACUUCAGCGAGUUCUUGGAGUAACAGUAUCUUCAAAUGCUGGUCUGUCCUGUGAUCCGAACACUGGGACCAUAGCAUAUCCUGCUGGAUGUGUCGUUGUGUUGUUCAACCCCAGACGAAACAAACAGUCCCACAUUUUCAAUACAACGAAGAAAUCCAUCUCUUGCCUGGCUUUCUCCAGAGAUGGCAAAUACCUUAUUACGGGAGAGACAGGACACCAGCCGGCAGUCAGAGUUUGGGAUGUUCAGACCAAAGCACAGGUCACAGAGCUUCGUGGACACAAGUUUGGGAUUAGCUGUGUGGCCUUUUCUCCCAACAUGAAGGAAUUAGUGUCUGUUGGCACACAACAUGACAUGGUUGUGUGUGUCUGGAACUGGCGAACUGGUUGCAAGAUUGCUUCAAACAAAAUCUCCAGCAAGGUCAGUGCUCUGGCUUUCUCUGAAGAUGGUAAAUGUUUCCUUACUGUGGGCAGCAGACAUGUUCGCUUCUGGUAUUUGGAUGACAAAAGGUCAAAGAUUAACCAGACAGUCCCACUGAUGGGUCGGUCAGGUAUUCUGGGGGAACAAAAGGACAACUUCUUUUGUGAUGUGGCUGCCGGCCGUGGAAGCGUGUCUGGGAAAUUUUUUGUCAUCACACAGUCAGGGCUGUUGUGUGAGUUUGGUGAAAAAAGACAGUUGGAUAAAUGGGUUGAACUGCGGACAAAAACGGCAAGCUGCAUUGCUGCUGGCCAUGAGCACAUCUUUGUUGGUUGUUCUGAAGGGGUGGUUAGAGUGUUCAGUGCAACAUCCUUUCAGUACUUAUGCUCCUUGCCAAGACCUCACCAUCUGGGAGUUGAUGUAACCACAGCCACCAACCCUAGUCACAUGGCAAACAAAAAGGAAAAUGCAAAAUAUCCGGAUGCUAGAGCGAUUGUCUUUGACGAUAAUCACAAGAAGGUGACAUGUGUGUACACUGACAGAAGUGUCUAUAUUUGGGAUGUGCAUGAUGUCAGGAAGGCGGGAAAAGCUUGGUCAUUUCUUUACCACAGUGGCUGUAUCUGGGACCUAGAGAUGUAUCCGCAGUUGGAUGAUCAAGUGAAAGCUAUGCUGCCCCCUGGAUCAUUUCUGACUGCAUCCAGUGAUGACACUAUACGAGUGUGGAACUUAGAAACUAUUCUGCCAGAAAAUACAGCCUUCAAAAGAAAUAUCUACAGUAAUGAAUUGUUAAAAAUAGUUUACAUUGAUCCAAGUUUGGCCUUUCUUUGCAAUGUGGACUACAAUCCUGCUGGUGCUACGGAUAAGACUGAUACUACUUAUGAUGGUAAAAAUGGUGUCCGUUCUCUGUGUGUGAGUCCUGAUGGUGCUCAACUAGCUUCUGGAGAUCGUCAAGGGAACAUUCGAAUUUACAACAUGCAGGAUCUAAGUGAGAAGACGUGUGUUGAGGCCCAUGAGUCAGAUGUUAUGUGCCUUCAGUAUUCCUACUCCAAUUCAGGGCGUUUCCUGGCAACCUCUAGUCGUGACAGGCUGAUUCAUGUGUUUGAUGUGGAUGAAAAUUAUGGUUUGGUUCAGACACUAGGUGAUCACUCCUCUUCCAUAACGGCUGUACGAUUUAGAAAUCUCAAUGACAAACUACAGAUGAUCAGCUGUGGUGCAGACAAAUCCAUAUUGAUUCGAAACGCAGUGCCUUGCCCAGAGUUUCAGUUCCAGCUGGAGCAUCACCUCGCUACCAAGAUCACCCUCUAUGAUAUGGUGAUAGACCCCACACAGAAAGUACUGGCAACAGCUUGUCAGGACAGGAAUGUCAG
Candidula unifasciata is the source of this 1871-nucleotide messenger RNA. Lineage: Eukaryota; Metazoa; Mollusca; Gastropoda; Stylommatophora; Geomitridae. The record is from the annotation of a GenBank genome assembly.